Molecule: messenger RNA, 1650 nt
Organism: Penicillium mononematosum
Lineage: Eukaryota; Fungi; Ascomycota; Eurotiomycetes; Eurotiales; Aspergillaceae
Exons: 1
Coding region: 1-1650 (549 amino acids)
Source: RefSeq, a predicted model, not a curated record
AUGAUCGCCACCCAAUCCCCGCCUGAUAUGGAAGGUUACACCAUAGUAGACCAACCGCCGCAAAAUGACCCCGUAGGCAUAGUCCGCACCAUUGAUUAUCUGCUUGUUCUCACCCAGGAGCCCGCCUCCGGUCCCCUCGAGAAGGAAGCGCUCGCCAACCUUCAAGUACUUGCUCAGUUCCGCGAGCAGCUGCGGCAGCGGCUCGAAGAGGCGCCAGAGAGGCUCGGCUCCUCCCAGAUCUCCAGUCAUGUGCUGCGCGUGGCAUACGCUGGAUGCCGUCACCUCAACUGGGUGGUGUUUGGAAACCUGCCGCCUCGCGUGAUCGCGGCCGCCAUUGCAUCGGAUGAACUUCAAGGUGCGUCUGCGCUCAGCCUCUGCCUCAAUCCGUUCCAGCUGGUGGGAGGUGAGGAAGAUGGAGAAUCAGACCUUGGUGACCUCGCCGCGGCCCUGGCACAGUCCACGGCCCUUCAACAGCUCUGCUUCUUGCAGCAGCCGGACCGGAACAGCGACGAUGGCUCCGCUCAUCCCUUUUCGGUGCUGUCUUGGCUGUGGUCGAGGGCAUCAAGUGAAGACUCGGAGUCGCUCCGGCUGAGAACCAUCCAUUCGACCUCCGCUUUGUUAAACGGUUUACGCGGCCGCGAAGUUCGAGCAAUAUCCUCGCCGAGGAAUUUGGGUUCUAGCUUCACCUCGGGCGCUCAAGUCGUUCCCAUGAUCCAUCUGUUCACAUUUGUCAGCCCCCAGCGCGAAGAUGUCCGGGACGCAGCUGCAGACCACCACGUCGUCCACCCUGCUCGUCCCGGGUACAGUGGCCACUACUCCAUGGAUAAUACUGGGUUAAACGCCGAGAGCUUCGCUGUCCGAUUCUUGGUAUACCUCCGAUCCUUAGGUCCGGAUUCGGAUCCCGACCAGGCCAUCUUGCGAUUUGCAUAUCAUGGGGCGUUCUCGUCACUCGCUUCCAUCGACGAGGACAACAAGAACAACGACGACGACGAGCCCGCGUCGCCGCCCCGGGGGCCACCGCCGCGCCCACCGCCGCUCCAGUCAUGGCCAGAUCAAUUGGGUGUCAGGCCAAUCCCCGCUGGAUUUUUCGAUGAGCUAGCCCCCGACCACCCGUCCCGAGACCGACUCAGGGAUAUCUCCCCUGGGAGCUGGGUGGUUCUUAUAGAUAGACAAGACCGACGUGAUCGAUUCAGCGACGACCGCGCCUUCUUACAAUACUCUUUUAUCAGAAUCCGUCGCUCUCCAGCCCCGAAGCAACAACAACAACAACAAAGAUCGGCCCCCGUCUCUAGUUCAGUUGAGGUAGUCGGCGGGCUGACCGACUUCCUGCGCGAAACCGUACCAGAAACUGAUAUUACCACGUGGGAGAAACGGCUCGAGGAGGUAGAGAUGGACUUGGUUUCAGCGUUGACUAGACCGAGCCCACCCAGUACCCCGUCAUCGAUGGAAUGGUCACCGGGGGUGAACCCGAUUGACGAUGUGCUGAGGCGCUUGACUUCACCUACAACUGAGAGCGCAGACAACGCCCCGCCAGAGACUGAUCUUCCCACUGAGGAGGGACUGGUCGUGGAGGGAGAGAGGGAACGCUGCAUCGGCGUUCGCGUCAUGGCUGAGAGCCGGGUCCACACUUUACUGGACCAGUUACUAUGA